Molecule: messenger RNA, 3743 nt
Organism: Nothobranchius furzeri (turquoise killifish)
Lineage: Eukaryota; Metazoa; Chordata; Actinopteri; Cyprinodontiformes; Nothobranchiidae
Gene: cnksr3
Product: cnksr family member 3
Biological process (GO): regulation of signal transduction
Cellular component (GO): cytoplasm; membrane
Molecular function (GO): protein binding
Source: RefSeq, a predicted model, not a curated record
CUUAUGAGUCCGAGAUCCGUUACCGGGUCUGAAGUCUUCAGAGAGAAGCGGGCUCGGUUCUGACACUACCUCCAGUCCCAGGUUUAGGUUUUUAGUUUGGGUUAGUCCGGUUUCAACAGAAGUUUCCUUCCGGUUCUGACCGAACUUUCACAGCCAGGUGCGCGUGGCUCCAUGGAGGCUGUGAGUGAGUGGAGUCCGCAGCAGGUUCUGGAUUGGAUGAGAGGCCUCUCUGUGUUCCAGGUCUGGAUGACAGCCUCCAGCUGUACAUCCCAUCCUUCCAGAACCAGCGGGUUGAUGGAAAACAGCUGCUCAGUAUGUCCCACCAGGACCUGCUGUCUCUGGGUGUGGCGCGAGUCAGACACCAGGAGCUCCUUCUGGAGGCUGUAGACCUGCUCUGUUCUCUGAACCUGGGCCUUGAGUCGGACCUCCUGAGAACUUUGAUGGGAAAGAUGAGAGCAGCUCAUCAGAACCUGAGCAGUGCCGUGACCCAGCACAGGAAGACCCCGACCUAUCAGAACCAGAACUCCCAUCAACCCUCCUAUGAGUUCCUCAGCGCCGUUAUGGACCUGAUCACAGCCGCCAAGAGUUUGUUGUCCUGGUUGGACAGGAGUUCUCCCAUCAGCAGCCAUGACUUCACAUCCACCAAAAGCUCCAUCAUCCAGCUGUGUCUGGAGCUCACCUCCACCGUCCAGAAGGACCUCGCCAUUUUUCAGAUGGAAGAGAAGAUCCUGGAAGUGUCCCAGGCUCUGAAUGGUGUCUGUGAGAAGACUGUCCAGGUGACCUCUGAUCCCUUAGAACAAGAAGCAUCCUGCCUGGAAGAAGUUCACAUCCCCAACAUCAAGCCUGGGGAGGUACUGGGACUCUAUAUCAAGUCCACGUAUGAUGGACUUCAUAUCAUCACAGGAACCACAGACAAUUCUCCUGCAGAGAAAACUCAGAGGAUUCACGCUGGAGAUGAAGUGGUCCAGGUCAACCAGCAGACCGUGGUGGGGUGGCAGCUAAAACACAUGGUGAAUAAGCUACGGGCAGAAUCUGGGAGGAUUGUCUUGUUGUUGAAGAAAAGACCACGUGGAACAUCUGAAUCUGCACCUGCACCUCUCAAAAACCUCCGUUGGAGGCCGCCACUUGUGCAGGUUGGUCCUGGUCAGUUCAGGCCUCCAGAACCCACAGAUGUUUCAGGGAAAAGCAGGAAGACGUGUCCAUAUCUGUCCAUUCCUCGUCCCCCUGCGGCGCCGUGCAUCCCACUACAAAAUGUGUCCUCUGGAGGGAAUUGUUGUCCCAGGUCUCCAAAUUUGCUUGUGGAUGCAGAUGUUCAGCAGCGUGUCUCUGCUACGGAGUCUCUACCUGAUGUCAAACAGGCGGUUCCGGUCCGCUUCAGGCAGCGCUCCUCUGCUCGCUGUGACUGUAAACCCCGACCUGUUUCCAUGCCUGUGGACUCGGUUCUGCGUGUCUCUGAUGUGUUGUCCAGGCGUGGCACUCCAGGUGAAGACGUCCAGCACCGGUACCGGAGUAACGAGCAGAUCAGAACCAUCCCUGAGGAGGAGCCAUGCUUCCCUCUGCCCUACCGAGGACACCCAUCGGCCCGCGGUGUGGACCACAUCAGGGGCAGUCAGUGCUUCAUCAGCGCCAACCUGCACAACAGCGCCACCUUGCUGUUCAAAGAGGCUGUUUCCACGCAGCCUGCUGGUACCAGAACCAGUACCAGUACCAAAACCAGUGCUCCUCGACAGACCAAAUCCUCCACCUCUGUGCUCAGCAGCUGGUUGGCUCGACUCCGGCUGCUCAGCCAAUGAGAACGAAACAUUUUCUGGUCCUGAUCCGGUUUCAUGUGUCUGCAGCAGCUAAACCCGAAACCUGCCGAAUUCAAAGUCACACAAACAACAAGAGAAGAAGAAAGGAUGUUUUUAUAAAGCACCUCUCUAGAUGAGAUCAGGAGGAGCGUCACAAGAACUGUAAAAAUGUAAACAAUGGUUAAAAAAGAUCAAAGUAAAAAAGGAGUCCACUGAUCUCAGACUCAGGGGGAGAGAGGUCCAGAGUCUGGGGGCCACAGCAGCAGAUGAUCUGUCACCUUUGACCUUUAGCCUGGUGCUGCACAACCAGUAGGUUUUGGUCACUGGACCUCAGGGACCUGCUGGGGGUGUAGGGACUAAGGUGAUCACCAAUGUAAGAUGGUGCUUGUCCAUGUAAGGCCCUAUAGACCAGAACCAGGAUUUUGAAAUGAACCCUGAAGUUGACUGGCAGCCAGUGAAGCUGGAGGAGAAGCGGGGUGAUGUGGGUGUGUUUGUAGGACUUGGUCAGAAGCCGAGCACAGACGUUCUGAACCACCUGUAGACGGUUCAGGGAGGUUCUGCUCAGACACGUGAAAAGAGAGUUGCAGUAUGAAGGUGUGGAGAACAGUCUCAAGUUAAGAGCGGGACAGAAUGGGACUCAGCUUAGCAAUGUUCCUGAGAUGGAAGAAGGAAGAGCAAACAAGAGAAUUGACAUGAGAAUCCAGGGUGAUUGCUGGGUCAAAGGUCACACCAAGACUCCUGACAGAGGGUCUGGGGUGAGAAGCAAGCUGACCAAGACAGUCUCUGUGUUACACAGUGAAGUGUAGUGAGGACAAAAGAAACAUGAUGACUUCGUCGAUAGACAAGGAAAACCAGUUUUAUUUCCUCUAGUCCGAAAAAAACAAAAUCAGAAAAAUCCCAGCACUAUUCAAAAUGGCCACCCAUCCAACUCUCUUAGCAGUCUCUGUCACUUUCAGAGAGGAAAAACGACCCUUUGCCACACCCAGCAAUCCACCUAUAUACUCUCCGACCCCCCUCCAAUUCAGGUCAGCCAAUCACAUCAGUCCACUCAGGCAUUUCCUAUAUAAAGGCAGCAUUAGAGGCGGGCUUCCUCUUUAGCUGCUUCAAAAUGGCUGCCACAGAGGACACCUCCUGAGGGUAACAAACAAAUUCACGUUACAUAACAAAUUACAUUCUUGAAUGAACACUCUUUGGUGUAAAGACAUGUUGCUUCUCAACACUCUGACUUUGGGUUAGGGUUACCGUGUGAGUUGGACUAAUUUUAUCUUGAAAGGCAUGUACCAUCAAAACGUUUCCAGACAGUAAAAAACUUUAUUAAUAAACAUAUUUGAUUUUAUUUCUCUUCUUUAUUCAUUUUCUCUACAGCUUCCUCCUCACUAGGGUGUCUCCGCCCACCAGACACCAACCCUAACCCAUAGACACUAACCUAUAGCCACAUGUGUCAGACACAAGCAUUUUUAUGUGGCCCGCGAGAGAAAUAUAAAAAAUAUAGACCCGCUGGCCGAUUUUACCGCAAAGACUACAACUCCUAUGAUGCUAUGCGGCAUUAGUGUGGAGCAUCAUGUGGAGCCUUAGCGCCCCUUCUGUGUUUUUUCUAGCGUCUGCUGCCGGUGUCGGCACAGGACAGGAUCUGCUCGGGGUCCUCCGACUGCCGAUGACGUCACAUUACUGCAAAUCUACUCGGCUUUCACACAUAAGUUUGGAAAGACAUCAGCAGUUUUGUCAAUAAAUUAUUGUUUGUUAACACCUAAAUGUUUUCUUUUUAAUUGUAAUUUGUUAAUAAAACACCAUAUUAUCUUUGUUUUGUAAAGAAUGUGAAACUGCAUAAAACCGACAUCGGACUGACAAAAAAAAUAGAACAGUUCUUAUAGGUGAAGCCAUAUCUGUUUGUAUUCAUGUGGAGUUCGUCUGUAUAUUUCCUUAGUUGUUAUCUAAAUACAUUCUUUUACUCAA